This is a messenger RNA of Exophiala mesophila, 1805 nucleotides long. RefSeq lists its product as uncharacterized. Lineage: Eukaryota; Fungi; Ascomycota; Eurotiomycetes; Chaetothyriales; Herpotrichiellaceae. Gene Ontology annotation, molecular function: oxidoreductase activity, acting on the CH-OH group of donors, NAD or NADP as acceptor. The transcript has 4 exons. The record is from RefSeq and is a predicted model, not a curated record. The coding region runs from base 499 to 1611 and encodes 370 amino acids.
CUGUGGAAGCGUACACUAACUAACAACAGGACCAUACCCGAUACUGAUGCCGAGGCAAUUCUCCGCUCCAACCCCCUUCCCCCAGACCAUUCCUCAAAUGACACCAAGCCACAUCGAUGCGAAGGCCCAAUCCAGGGCGACAGACUCCUUUCGUCUCAGACAAUUGGCCCAUUAAGACCGCCGGGCCUGGAACUCUGGAACUCACCAUGUGCCGCGGCCUUGAUGGUUUCUGGACUUGCGACCUGCUAGCUCUCCCUGAUCCUUCUCCUCUUCCUCCUCCCUAAUAAUGCCGGGGGCACGGAUGGUUUGACUCCGCUCAUCAUCUCCUCUUCGUAAUAUGGCUAUCCCCAGUUUGCGGAUGAGUACGGCCCGAAUAAGUCUACCUCGACCUUUGUGAUUCUUCUUUCAUCAUCGUUACAUUCGUACAAAAUACAUACUGUAUCUCAAAGACACAUCCUAGCCACUCAAAUUCAACUGUAACAGAUCGACAAGGCAGACAUGGCUACACCAGGUCCCAUUAAACGCGUCGAGCAGGCCGUUACCGGGUUGAUUAAACUCCCCCUCGGCAUUGUCAAGUAUGCCGCGGCCGAGCCUCUAUUCACUGGAUCAUUGCUCUUUGCUCUCACUCGAGCCCCCGAGAAGUAUCGAUUGAAGCUGUUGAGCUUGUUGCAAGAGCGAGGCCUAUCGGCCGCUCGAAUUGCGACCCUCGUCAAAUCUUUGAAAUACUUGCUCGCCAUUGGCGUCGCGAGGAGGGCAAAUCAAGCAUUGAACAACCUUGCGCUCAACCAUUGGCAUCUUCGCAAGCCAGGUGCACCGUUCCAAUUCGGAGCGCGCAAAGAAGAAAUAGUCCUCAUUACCGGCGGUUGCAGUGGCUUUGGUUAUGAGAUGGUCAAGAGUUUCUCCAAGUUUGCCAGAGUGGUCAUCUUCGACGUUCUCCCUGUGCCAGCGGAGCUGGAGAAACUUCCCGGCGUCCACUACUACAAAGUCGACCUGACCGACUUUCCAGCCAUUGAGGCGGCCGCAGAGCAGGUCCGACGAGAACAUGGAGAUCCCAGCGUUCUCAUCAACAACGCCGGCAUUGCCACCAAAGGCACGAUCUUGGAGGCCGAGGCCAAAAGCACCGAAGCUAUUUUCAAGGUCAACAUCGCAUCUCACUUCAUUUUGAUCAAGGAAUUCCUACCCGGCAUGUUGCGCGCCAACAAGGGUCACAUCGUCACCAUUGCCUCGAUGGCCAGUUUCGUCGCCGCCUCAGGCUUGGUUGAUUACUGCUGCACCAAAGUCGCGGCACUAUACCUAAAUGACGGCCUGCGAGCUGAACUCCGAUACCGCUACCCGAACGGAACUUCCAUCCAAACGACAUCGGUCCAUCCAUCAUGGCACAAGACGGGUAUCGUAUCUGGUCUCGAGGAGAAGCUAGAAGCCCACGGCCUCCGUCUCGACCCAGCCAGCAACGUUAGCGACGCUAUCGUCGAUCAAGUCCUAGCUGCCCGUAGUGGUCAGAUCUUCAUGCCCCGCAGCGAAGUCAGCAAGUCUAGGGUUCGGACUUGGCCUUUGUGGUUGCAGGAUGCAGCCACCUACUCUCAGAGAGCCAUGUCUCGCUUCGAGUUUUAAGUUGAGGCUAGAGGGUUGAGAAUUGAGAAUUGAGUCGUGAAACCUCUGUGCUGCAGAUUCAGUGCAGUGCACCGUAUGGAAUCAGUCCUUGAGUAGUUGGAUGAUUUAGGAGACUUGAUGGUUGCAGCUUGCAUUGUAUUAGUUUGCAAGUUUGUUGGCUGUAUGUAGGUUUAGGAACAAAUAUAAGCCUUGUG